AUGUCUCCCCAGCAGAAAUCUCUCUUCAGCAGAACAUCCGUCUCCUCAGCAGAACAUCAGUCCCUCAGCAUGAACAUCCGUCCCCUCAGCAAACAUCCAGUCCCCUCAGCAGAACAUCCGUCUCCUCAGCAGAAAUCCCAGAACAUGUCUCUCCUCAGAGAACAUCCGUCCCCUCAGCAGAACAUCGAACCAGUCCCUCAGCAGAACAUCCGUCCCCUCAGCAGAACAUCCGUCUCCUCAGCAGAACAUCAGUCCCCUCAGCAGGAACAUCCACAGAACAUCGUCCCCUCAGAAGAACAUUCGUCUCCUCAGCAGAACAUCCGUCCCCUCAGCAGAACAUCCGUCUCCUCAGCAGAACAUCAGUUGCCCUCAGCAGAACAUCCGUCCCUCAGCAGAUCAUCCGUCUCCUCAGCAGAACAUCAGUCCCCUCAGCAGAACAUCAAUCUCCUCAGCAGAACAUCCGUCCUCUCACCAGAACAUCCGUCCCCUCAGCAGAACAUCAAAAACAUCGUCUCCUCAGCAGACAUCCGUCCCCUCAGCAGAACAUCCGUCUCCUCAGCAGAACAUCAGAUCAGCUUCCCCUCAGCAGUCCCUCACAGAACAUCAGUCCCCUCAGCAGAACAUCCCCUCAGCAGAACAUCCGUCUCUCAGCAGAACAUAGCAGAACAUCAGUCCCCUCAGCAGAACAUUCCGUCCCUCAGCAGAACAUCCGUCCUCCAGCAGAACAUCCGUCCCUCAGCAGAACAUCAGUCAGCAGAACAUCCGUCCCUCAGCAGACAUCCGUCCCCUCAGCAGAACAAUCCGUCCCCUCAGCAGAACAUCGUCCCUCAGCAGAAACAUCCGUCUCCUCAGCAGAACAUCCGUCUCCUCAGCAGAACAUCCGUCCCCUCAGAGAACAUCCAGAACAUCAGCAGAACAUCAGUCAGCAGAACAUCAGUCCCCUCAGCAGAACAUCAGUCCCUCAGCAAUCAGUCCCUCAGCAGAAUUUCAGUCCUCUCUGCACAACAUCAGUCCCCAGCAGAAAUCAGUCCCCCUCAGCAGAACAUCCCCUCAGCAGAACAUCACAGAACAUCAGUCCCCUCAGUAGAACAUCAGUCCCCUCAGCAGAACAUCAGUCCCCUCAGCAGAACUUCAGUCCCCUCGCAGAACAUGUCCCCUCAGCAGAAAUCAGUCCCCUCAGCAGAACAUCAGUGCCCUCAGCAGAACAUCCGUCCCCUCAACAGAACAUCCGUCCCCUCACAGAACACCAGUGCCCUCAGCAAAUGCCUUUCAUGCCCGAAGCGCAUCUGGCAUCAGUGCCGCGUCUCUGCCCUGUCCCGCCAGUGCCAGUGUCCUCAGCAUGCGGCACUUGGGACGCUGAAGAGGCAGGAGGGAAUCAGUUUGAAAUAA
Messenger RNA from Penaeus vannamei (Pacific white shrimp), 1389 nucleotides. NCBI's taxonomy places the organism in Eukaryota, Metazoa, Arthropoda, Malacostraca, Decapoda, Penaeidae. The record is from RefSeq and is a predicted model, not a curated record.